Arachis ipaensis is the source of this 1743-nucleotide messenger RNA. NCBI's taxonomy places the organism in Eukaryota, Viridiplantae, Streptophyta, Magnoliopsida, Fabales, Fabaceae. The record is from RefSeq and is a predicted model, not a curated record.
GAGGAAUAUUCCAGACGAGGCAUUUGGACUUUGGAGCGAUAAUAGAUUAGGGGAGAGAGGGAGUCUGCUUUUAAAGGGGAGCCACAAAAAUAAUAAUGGGAAACGCAAACACAUGAAUCGAGCUAAGAAGAGUGAGGCACAGCAACAGCAAGAACCUUCCUUCCUUCAUCUUCAUCUACAUCUUCAUCCAUCCACACUCUCCUCUUCGCUUCUACAACUGCACCGUACAGUGUAGCCGGCAUAGCUAGCAAUAGCAUAUGCUAUGACGCGCACACUCUCAUUGCCAUGCCUCUCCUCUUCCAUUCUUCACACUCGCAAACCCACCACCUCUUCUUCUUCCUUCAUCUUCACUCCCCACGGCCAUGGGCACCGCCGCUUCCACUUCCUCUCUCCAUGCUCUUCCCUCAAGCAGACCAAGAAGAAGCAGCAGGAGCAGCUCCGCAAGGUCACCACUGCUCCUUCCACCAUCAAGCGUCUUUUUAGCCCCAACGACGACGUCGAUGUCGACGCCGAUAAGAACAACGAACCUGACUCCUCCUCCUCCUCCUCCACCUUGACCGGCACACUCCUCGCCGGUCUGUUGCUUGUCGGCACCGUUGGCGGCUUUGCCUCUGUUGGCUAUUUCUACAAGGACCAAAUCAACUCAUUCCUCAGUCAGUUCUCCGUCUUCAUCGAAGGUUAUGGUCCAGCUGGAUAUGCAUUAUUUGUAGCAGUUUAUGCUGGAUUGGAGAUACUUGCAAUUCCUGCUAUUCCUUUAACAAUGUCAGCAGGACUUCUUUUUGGGUCUGUUAUUGGCACCAUCAUAGUCUCCAUUAGUGGAACAGUGGCAGCAAGUGUUGCUUUUUUAAUUGCACGAUAUUUUGCUCGUGAGCGGAUUUUGAAACUUGUGGAAGGAAACAAGAAGUUUCUUGCUAUUGACAAAGCAAUUGGAGAGAAUGGGUUCAGGGUUGUAACCCUGCUUCGUUUGAGCCCUCUGCUCCCAUUUUCUUUGGGGAAUUAUUUAUAUGGAUUAACAUCUGUCAAGUUUGUUCCAUAUGUAUUGGGAAGUUGGUUGGGGAUGCUUCCAGGAACAUGGGCUUACGUUAGUGCUGGUGCUUUUGGAAGAGCAAUAAUUGAAUAUGAGAUGGUGUUAAAGGAAGAAAUGGAUGAUGCUGAAAGGCAUGUUGGCAUACUGUUUGGUAUCUGUUUUCAUUAACAAAAAGUAGAUUACAUUGACUUUCCAUGAGAUUAGGUGAUAUUACAUAAUGCACCCUUCUAUUUUUAAAAAUAUAUACUAACUUCCCAUAAGAUGUAUUUUUAAUGACACUUUAUGAUCCUGUAUUUUGUAAAUGUCACAUUAACCUCCCAUAUAAAUGCGAGGUUAGUUUAGGCAUGAAAAAUUAAUAGGUGCCAUCUGUAUUGUAAACCAAAUCUCAAGAGAUCAGUGUAUUUACCCUUGAUCGAUAUUGCAAUUUCACAAAAGCUCAUUGGAAAACCUGGUACAGCAUUCCUUGGCAGAUCUACAGCAAAACUUAAAAAAGUUAAGGUUAUGUGUAGAAAGAUUAAUUUUCGAUGGGAGAUAUAGUCAGAUCAGAGUGUUAUGGGCAUUAGCAUAUGAAGUAUACAUUGUUAAUUUUAGUGGUUGGCACUUUAUGCACUUUAUGUCCUGGUUGGAUGACAUCCAUAGCUGCAGUAGGUAUCUGUUAUAUGGUAUCAAAGUUGGUUCAACGAGUUUAUGGUUUCUUGCCUCCUAUAUGUCGAUAU